Molecule: messenger RNA, 4239 nt
Organism: Gigantopelta aegis
Lineage: Eukaryota; Metazoa; Mollusca; Gastropoda; Neomphalida; Peltospiridae
Product: SUMO-activating enzyme subunit 2-like
Exons: 18
Coding region: 1-2232 (743 amino acids)
Biological process (GO): protein sumoylation
Cellular component (GO): SUMO activating enzyme complex; cytoplasm
Molecular function (GO): SUMO activating enzyme activity
Source: RefSeq, a predicted model, not a curated record
AUGGCAGCCGCCAUCAAAGGUGUUUUGUGUGAAAGCGUGCAAGAAAAUACACACAACAGUAAAAUACUGGUUGUUGGUGCUGGCGGAAUAGGAUGUGAACUAUUAAAGAAUCUAGUUUUAACUGGAUUUAGAGAUAUUGAAGUGAUUGAUCUUGACACAAUUGAUGUAAGCAACCUGAAUCGUCAGUUUCUUUUCAGAAAAGAACAUGUUGGCAAAGCGAAAGCACAGGUCGCUAAAGAAAGUGCCAUGAAGUUUAAUCCAGAUGCUACAAUUGUAGCCUACCAUGAUAGUGUAAUGAGUCCUGAUUAUGGUGCUGAUUUCUUCAAGAAGUUUAACCUGGUUAUGAAUGCUCUGGAUAAUAGAGCUGCUCGUAACCAUGUGAACAGGAUGUGUUUGGCGGCAGACAUUCCAUUAAUCGAGAGUGGGUCCGCGGGUUAUCUGGGACAGGUCACAGUCAUUAAGAAGGGUGUCACAGAGUGUUAUGAAUGUCAGCCGAAACCCACCCAGAAAACAUUUCCGGGCUGCACCAUUAGAAACACUCCGUCCGAACCGAUACACUGUGUGGUGUGGGCCAAACAUCUGUUCAACCAGUUGUUUGGAGAGGAGGACCCAGACCAAGAAGUGUCACCAGACACAGAGGAUCCAGAACUGACAGCGGAGGCUGGGGAUUCAGCUUUGAAAACUAGUGCCAAGGAUGACAAGGUUGGAGGUAUUGAGAGGAAGUCGACAAGGGCGUGGGCUAUGGAGACUGGGCACGAUCCACAGAAAAUAUUUAAUAAGUUAUUUCGAGAUGACAUCAAGUACUUGUUGUCAAUGGAGACACUAUGGAAGAAGCGCAGGUCACCGGAGCCACUUGAUUGGGACAAACUGCCGGAUACAGGAACUGCCGGUGAGGUGAGCUGCAUGAGAGACCAGCAGAUCUGGACAGUGAAGGAGUGUGGCAGUACGUUCAGCAAGUGUCUGGCCGAACUCAAGAGCCAGUUUCUUCAGCAAGGGGACGGCGGCAUGCUCAUCUGGGACAAGGAUGAUGACGUGGCCAUGAAUUUUGUGACGUGUGUCGCCAACAUCAGGGCUCACAUCUUUGGUAUUCCGCUUAAGUCUCGCUUCGAUAUUAAAUCCAUGGCAGGUAACAUCAUCCCGGCUAUAGCAACGACUAAUGCAAUAAUCGCUGGUCUGCUUGUCAUGGAAGGUUUGAAGAUCCUAGCCGGCCGUAUUGACCAGUGUAGAGCGGUUUACUUAAAUAGACAGCCGAACCCUAGAAAAAAGUUGCUGAUUCCGUGUGAAUUGGAUAAACCGAACCCCAAGUGUUACGUGUGUUCUUCUAAGCCUGAGGUCACUGUCGCUCUCAACACCAACAAGAUUACUGUCAAGUAUUUUGAGGAGAAGAUUCUCAAGAGUGAACUGAACAUGGUUGCUCCAGAUGUGGAGAUUGAAGGAACAGGUAGCAUCGUGGUGUCCAGUGAGGAAGGGGAAACAGAUGAAAAUAUGGACAAAUUGCUGAGUGACUUUGCAAUUAACAAUGGAACCCGGUUAAAGUGCGAUGACUUUCUACAGAACUACGAGCUGGUUGUUAUAAUUGCACACGUUGACAAAUUUGAAGACGAACAAGAGUUUGAAAUAAUUGGUGAUAUAUCAGACUUGAAAUCUAAGUCAGGAGAAAAUGGGGAUUCGGGUGAUGCUAAAACAAAUGAUGUGGAUCAAAAGAAGCAACAACAAAAAGAUGACGACGAUGAUUUGGUAAUAAUGGAAGAGGAAGACGUUGAAGCGGAAGAAGAAUCGUUACCAACGAAGAGAAAACUCGAAGAAACCGAAGACACACAACCACCAGCCAAAAGAAAGGAGAUGGAUGACGAUGUUACUCCGACUGAGUCAGCCGCGGAGGAAAAGACAACAGGAAAGAAGAGAAAGGUGGACGAAACUGGCGAUAAUGAUUCAACUUUGUCGAAAAAGGCCAAGAUGGAUGAAAGUGACAACAGCAAUGAUGUCAUAGAAAUCGAUAUCGAGCCUACAUAUCUGAAAGGAGUGAAACCACAGAGCAAAAUCAUGGUGGACUCGGGGGAGGUGAUCGAGAUAGAGCCGUCGGUUUCCAAAGUGAAUAAUCAGCAACACACUGAGGCUGCGAUGGACUCUGGGGAGGUUAUUGAGAUCGAAGACGACCCUGUACCGGUGAUUCCAGUGUCAGCAGCACACGGGAGUCUGGGUAAUCCAGACGAUGUUAUAGAGAUCGAUUAGUAGUCUGUAAUCGUUUUGUUCAUCUUCACAGUGGUUACCUGUCAGUACAUUCAGAUUACCUGUCAGUACAGUCAGGUUACCUGUCAGUACAUUCAGGUUACCUGUCAGUACAUUCAGGUUACCUGUCAGUACAGUCAGGUUACCUGUCAGUACAGUCAGGUUACCUGUCAGUACAGUCAGGUUUACCUUCAGUGCAUUCAGGUUACCUGUCAGUACAGUCAGGUUACCUGUCAGUACAGUCAGGUUACCUGUCAGUACAGUCAGGUUACCUGUCAGUACAGUCAGGUUACCUGUCAGUACAGUCAGGUUACCUGUCAGUACAUUCAGAUUACAUGUCAGUACAUAUAGGUUACAUGUCAGUAAAUUCAGUACAUUCAGGUUACCUGUCAGUAAAUUCAAGUUAUGUGUCAGUAAAUUCAUUUCCAAGGUUGUGUAGGAUAGGCCUCCACAAAUAAAAAAUUAGUGUAACCUGACAGGGAGUUUUGCCGAAAUAAAAAUAUACAUAAUCCGAUUUGGUUUUCAUAAUCUUUUUUUUUGUUUUGAAAAUGGAAAACCAAAAUAAGAAACGCAUUGCUCAUUCAGUAUAUUUUAUAUAUGAAUGGUAAAUUGGUUAUACCCAAUAAAGUUGUAUAAUCAACAUACGAACAAAACCAUCAAUUUGUGGAGGCCUAUAGAAAGAAAAGAAAUUUAAUAAGUAACAUAAAACAAAGUGAAACCUUUAUUUUUUAUUAUGGAACAAAAAUAAAUUAAAAAUCUAAAUAUUAUUCUGCUGUGUGGAAGAAAAUAAGAUGAAUCUGUAAGUGCACCAUUAUGAUUAAUAGGGAAUUGUAAACCACAUCAACUGACUAGUAUUCUGUGGUUGGUAUCAGGUGUACCUGUAUAUGUGGUAUACAGGGAUUUGCCUUGUUAUUUGAAAAAUUCCAUCCUCAGUGGUUAAGCCGUCAGUAUCGAGGGUUGGCAGAUACCAAGUUCAGAUUCUAGCACCAGCUCCCAUUUAAAGUAAGGUGUGACAAAUCAGCAUUGUGACGUAAGAACACUGCACUGACUUCUGUCUUACCGCUAACCCACUGUCCUGGACAGACAGUCCAGAAAGCUGAGGUGUGUGUGUUCCCAGUUCAGUGCUUGAACCUUAUUGGAGACAAGCAUGAAAAUUAGCUGAAUAUAAAAUUAAUCAAAAUGUAAAAUAUUCUUGUUUCUAGACAGUAUUGAGCACAGUUCCUGAGUCAUUGAAACUCACAAACCACCAUGUUGCACAUUUGUUAUUUUUAAAUGAAUGUGUGGGUCCUUGUUUUUUUCCUUCUUUUUUUUUGCACAUUUGUUUUUCACCUACUUGAUUUAGGAUAAUUUUUUCAUGAAAUUUUUUGGUAAAUUGUUUAUUUGUAUACAUUGGGAUUGCUUGCAGAUAAAACAAUGGGAUUGCUUGCAGAUAAAAAUGUACAUUUCCUUUGUUCCUUAUUUGCACAAUGUGGCAAAAGCCUUUUUAACAGUGACAUGUUCCGGAGGCCGAGUGAUCACAAAUAGUUUGACUGGUACCUUCCUCUUCUAUCAUAUCACAUUCAUCUAACAUUAGGAACGAAUACUGGGUUAGCGAGUGACCACAGUCUCUCACCCUCCUGAACAUGUCUCUGAUUGUAGCUAUUUAACCUGAGGGACCAGACUUUACUAAUCACGAUACAAUGAAUAACUGUCCUUGUAUCAUCGUUACUGUAUAACACAGUGCACAUAAACAACAUUUGUUAUAAUUGUUAUGUUAGGUUUUAUUUCACAUUCGUGUGGUUGUGUCGGUCUUCAGAAACAUUACAGAGCAUGUUCUGAGUUGUCUCCCAUUGUUAAGAUAUUUCCCACUAGUAGAGCCCUUUCUUUCUGAUUACUAAAAUUACAUCUUUAAUAUAUUUUCUUGUUUAGACUGUCAGUGUCUGUAUAUCCAGUGUGUUUCUAGUCGUCCCAGUGUUUGUAAGUAGCCCAAACUGGAUUUUACCUCCCGAAUAAUUUCAUUAGUAUUAAAAA